AUGGAGGAAUGCGUCUUCUCGGGGGACGACGAAUCUCAAAUGACCAGUGUUACUUACACACCCAGGAGCGGAGAAUUUGAGAUCAACGAGAAUUUUAUUAUACUUGAAAAUGAUGAAAAAAGUCAAUUCAGGCCUAAAUACGACACUUACGAAAUAUCGGCAAACUUUUUUUGUCGUUUGUUGUCGCUGGUCUACUUUUUUUCAUUUUUGUCAAACUUGAAUCAGAUCCUUGGACUAUUCGGUUCACAUGGAAUCUACAAUUCAAACACAGGCACGCUAUUAAACAGCCUGAACAAUAAAACCUUUUACGAGGCUCUGUCGGAGUUUCCAAGCUUGUAUCUCAUCAUGCCAAUAUCAGAUUUCACCCUCAGAUUGCUGCCAUUAAUCGGAACCGUCAGUUCUUUUCUUAUGUUCCUGACGGGGUUCAACUGCAUGUAUUCCUUUCUGUUUCUAUGGGCGUUAAAGUUGUCAUUAGUCGCGCUCUUUAGAACGCUUCCAAAAACAGCCUCUGAUCUGCUGUUGUUGGAGGUUGGGUUUCUAUCCAUCUUCAUUUUCACUCCUUUUAAGUUUUUUGAUAAGCAGACGUUCGAAGUUCCCAGUUUGGUUAAAUGGAGUUUCAGAUUCCUGACAUACAGGGUGAUCCUCUUGUCUGGAGUAUACAAGGUGUUCUUACUCAAGAAGGUGAACAUACAACACAUACUGAUGUCGAUUCCCCUGCCCACCUUUUUCAACUAUUACUUGGUGGGUCUGGUGGCAAACUACAAGUUCUUCAACGUAGUUUUGACAAGCUUAUUGAUUUUUUUCGAAGUGGUCCUGUCAGUUUUCCUAGUUACACCUUACAGAAGUUGCAGAUUGUUUGGUGGAAUGAGCACUCUGGUUUACGCUUUGGUGUUCAGUUUACUGGGCAAUUUCGGGCCAUUUUACAUUCUGCUGAUGCUGUGCAGCCUGUUCUGCCUCGACGAUCAGUUUCUGUACCGCUUCUCUAACUGGAAAUAUAAUCCGUUCUGCAAAACCGAUCAGUUGAUGAGGAAGGUGUCAGUGGACCUGGUGGACAACAUGUUCGAAAACAAGGACCAGGAGGAAAACACGUUUGAUAAUACAUACGAGGGUAGAGUGGGAGAUUUGGAGAACGGGUAUGAUGGCGGCAAGUCCUCUGGCGUUGGCGACUCUUAUAACGCAGUGAACAACGGGUUCAACGACCCUGUAAAUGCUGGCUACAACAACUCUGUAAACAAUGGAUACUCGAACAGCAGCGGCUAUGCCAACACUGUAAACGCCACCUACGGCAACAGCAGUGGGUACAGCGAGACUGCAGAUGAUAACCAUGGGUUCGGCAGCGUCUACUUCAACCGAAUUAUGAGCAACCUAAAUUAUUCGAGGCACCGAGAAUACAUUCGCGAAUUUAUGAACUUUGACGAUAAAGGUUCAGGAAAUUUGUUCUCUGAGUGUUUUAAAAAAGUCCUAAAGGACGUGUUGCUGCUGUUCUACUUGACUGUAAUCUUCACCAUGACUCUUCUGUUGUUUCUGUUCCGUAACUACAGGGGAAUCAAGGCCUUAGUUUUGUUUCUGUUCUGCGUUUUAUUGAAAUCGCACUGUGAAGCGGUUAAGACUAAGAUAACUUUCCUCCAGGGCCAGUACACUCUGUUCUUCUUGCAGGCUUUGCUGAUCUUCGAAAUGCUCAAAAACGGCCCUAACACCUGGAGUUUUCUGCUAUGGAUUGGACUGAUUGAGCUUCAGCUCAGCCUCUCGAAAAAGAUUGACAAUUUGGCAUACCUGGCCAAGAUGAUAAUUCAGUCGUUUGUUUUGGUGCACCUAUUACUAUACAACACCAGGAUAUUUGAUUCCUCUUUCAGGGACGUGUUGAGGGGUAGCAACUAUUCCAAGGGUAGUGUAACCCAUAGUAACCAGGGGUUAACACUUUCCAAGGCUGACGGCCAACUCGUUAAGGGUGAGCUACUACACGACACUACUGUCUAUGGCAGUAACAGGACUCUUGCCACUAACACCACCAGCAUAAACAGCUUCUUCAGCAUUAGCAACUAUAAAAGCGUCUUUCCAGUGGGCAAGGAGAGGCUAGAGAUCGUAUUCGAGGGAACAAAUGAACAACAGGUCACCAGUCACACCCACUGGGAUGAAUUUUUCUUUAAAAGAAAGCCAUCCAAGUUGGACAGUUUCCCAUUUCUAGUUCCCUUUUAUGACUAUGCGUUAGAUCAGCAGCUCGUUGUCAGUUUCAAUACCAACUACUAUGCGAACUUGGGUACUGAUGACACCAAUCCUGAGAAUAGUCGUAAGGGAACAAAACUUUCUACUGGGUCCUCUUUAAGUGAUAGCAGGAAUACAACUGACACACCAGAGGAGAAAGAAGGGGAUGAGAAUCCUAGCAACGAGGAUUAUGAUUCCAAUGGUGAUACCGAUGAAAACAACGAUCUCCUACCAGAUACUAACAACAAAACACCUAAACCAUCUCACGGCACCACCUACACUGCGACUACGACUCCAACAGACGACACUAAUAAUAGCACUGCUCCCGUUACCCUAGUGAGACCCAACGACAAGUACCUCUUCGAUAUAAUCAAACGACUUCUGAUGGGAUCAGAAGAUUUUAACAGCUUAAUUUCAUCCAACCCUUUUGGGUACGGAAAGCCCAAGUACGUAAGGGUCCAUUUGUACAAAUACCACUUCAGUAAUGUUCCGGCCAGCGAGCCGACACCAAACACUAGAGAAAAGGACACUAAUCUCGAGCCUAAGCACCAAGGUCAGGCUGAAAGUGUCAAUGAAAAGAACUGGUAUGUCAGAGAAUUUGUACGUGAACUGGUUCCUCCUCUAUCAUACACCAAUCCAGUUCCCGAAGGAUCAAAGCCCGGGGCAAAUGGAACCAAUGAUUCAGCUACCACUAACGUUAACGCCAACAAUAGCGUCAAUCACACUAACAGUAACAAAGCUCUGAAACCUGGUAGUAGUGGCGAUACUGAAAACACUGACUAUAAAAAUCAAAGCGAGGUAAUUCACGUUGUUCACACCAUGCCCGCUUCUGAUCACAAGACUGUCCCGUUGAGUAUGGCAGACAGUUUUAAUCACACAAUACCAAAUGUAGACGGCAUGGUGAUAACGAGUAAAUAA
This is a messenger RNA of Theileria orientalis strain Shintoku, 3120 nucleotides long. RefSeq lists its product as uncharacterized. The record is from RefSeq and is a predicted model, not a curated record. Lineage: Eukaryota; Apicomplexa; Aconoidasida; Piroplasmida; Theileriidae. The transcript has a single exon. Gene Ontology annotation, biological process: protein maturation. The coding region runs from base 1 to 3120 and encodes 1039 amino acids. Gene Ontology annotation, cellular component: endoplasmic reticulum membrane.